Eremothecium gossypii ATCC 10895 is the source of this 1653-nucleotide messenger RNA. RefSeq names its product Dde1p (gene DDE1). NCBI's taxonomy places the organism in Eukaryota, Fungi, Ascomycota, Saccharomycetes, Saccharomycetales, Saccharomycetaceae. The coding region runs from base 1 to 1653 and encodes 550 amino acids. The record is from RefSeq and is marked provisional. The transcript has a single exon.
AUGGGCCUCUGGAUCAUCUUUGAGCUGGCGGUAACCGUCGUUAUCUGCUGCUGGACUACCAAUUGGUUGAUCCAACAUGUCAUACUUGAUGCUAAGCGCGACCUGCAGAAGGCGGCUUUAGCAGAACAGGCUAGUAUAGCACCUGUACGCAAGGAGGGUGAGACAGCAAUAUAUCGGAACAUGCUUGUGCCGAUGGGGUUUCCGCUGACCACUGGCCUGAACCUAAGCAGAGGGUAUCAAUUUCGAAGGGGUAACUUCGGCGAUAUCUGGAGUGCAGCAGUAGCGGUCGGGAAGGGGGAGAACUACAUAUGCUUCGCUGACGGCAUGCGGUGGACGGUGGGCACUGUCAAUCAUGCUGCAAAACAGUUGCGCGCAUAUUUCAUGCAGGAGAAGCUAGCACAUGUUGGGAUUGUUCCCUCUGUCAGCACACGUGGAGGCUUCAUCUGCGCUAUUGCUGCAUUCAUGGCGUCUCUGGAUGGUGGCGUUGCGCACUUCCUUCCAGCGGUCCCGCGGAAAGACCGUGCCUUGGAUGUUCUUGUAAUUGACUCAUGGGAGAUAGCCGCGCGCUUAAACGGCAGUGAAAACUGGUAUAAGCGCAUCAUAGUUUGCGAUCACUCAGCGAAGCCUCCCGGGCUUCCUGCCAAUUUGAUAUCUCUCCAUGAGCUUAUCGACGACAAAGAAAGUGAUGAUACCUUCAAAUACGAAUGUACCGAUGACACAGAUGACAAUAAGGAAUUUCUACGGAUCAGUAAUGUUUCUAUGGAGACAACAAGCUACCUGCAGGGCUCUCUAGUGAGCUCGGUAGCGAAUUUUAUCAAGACUUUCCCGAUGGCUCAAAGUCUCAGCGAACGUGACAAGUUAACAGUCGUCUUAGAUCAAUUAGAAGAGUCUCUAGCUCUACAAAUAUGGAGCAAACUAUUUGCUGUGUUACUGCAUGGGAGCUCUAUAUCUUUUGUGAAGGCAUCAGAUCUCAGAACAAUUAGCUCUUCCACAACUUUGCUGGUCGUCUCUGGACAAGCGCAAGGUAUCAAAGACUUGGUCAGCACGCAGCUGCAGAAAUGCAAUCGCUUUAUGUUCUCCUGGGCAAUUUCUCUUCUCAGUGAGGGCGUCUUCAGCGGCUGUGCCCGGAUCAGUACUAAUUUUGCGAACCUCAGGUGCGUAUACAUCAUGAACGAGGUAGCAUGUGCUCGUCAUCUCAACUUCUUUCCUGAAGAAAUUCCACAGCGGGAAAGCACUGAUGUUCGGCGACUAACUAGGAUACAAUUGAAUCAGAUCCGAGCGUUACUUGGUGCGCGGGUGGUUAUGGAGCUAUAUGCUCCUUAUACAAUCAUGGGACCGAUUGCGCAAACAAACAUUUAUGACUAUCGCAUAUUUCCGGCACUUGUAGAUGCGACAUUUACUUGUUACGGCACCCUUUCCACCUCUUUAGAGGGUAAAUUAGUUGACUCAGCUGCAAACCCCGAUUUGAGCUCAGCCAAGAGACAGGGCUUGCUAGUAGUCCGGGGAUUCACCAUAGGAAAGCCAUUGGAACAGGAAAGACUAGAUCGCGCAAUGAAGCUGGUCCAAAAUUUUCAUGGAGGCGAAGGCUGGACUCCUCUGGUUGGUGUAUUUGGAAUAUGGGGAUCAGACGGUUGCUUUUAUGAGUUUAAGUAG